AUGCUUGAUACAGGUGGACCAGGUGUUCAGCGUAUUCGCGUGGUUGGUGUUUAUAUAUACCCAAAUUAUGAUGCACAGAACUACAUAAACGACCUCGCCCUUCUUCAACUCGAGAGACAGCUGGAUCUGGGAGGUACUAGCGGUUUGAAAAAGUCUGUACUUGCUACUGAUCCCUCCAUGAUCAGCCUACUCAGGCCGGGAACACGGUGCUAUGUAGCUGGUUGGGGAAAAACCCAGAAUACAGGAUCAGAUGAAAUUCUUCGGGAGGCUAUGGUUCCCAUCAUCGACUAUCAGAUUUGCCGCACAUGGCUAGCAAACCUGACACCAGCUAGCUUUUGCGCUGGCUACGAGGCUGGUGGAAUAGAUGCCUGCCAAGGAGACAGUGGAGGUCCUUUGAUUUGUGAGCUUCCAGGAUAUGGAAUGGUGCAAACUGGCAUUGUGUCCUGGGGAGUGGACUGUGGUAGGCCCCGCUUACCCGGAGUUUACACGAAUUUGGCAUAUUUCGCCAAUUGGUUUAAGUCAGUACUCUAA
Messenger RNA from Protopolystoma xenopodis, 531 nucleotides. Lineage: Eukaryota; Metazoa; Platyhelminthes; Monogenea; Polystomatidea; Polystomatidae. The record is from the annotation of a GenBank genome assembly.